AUGCACGAGCAAACGAAGCACUGCGGUCGACGAAUCGAGGCUCGAUUUGAUUCGAUUCACUCACUACUCACUCACUCUUUGCUGGCAGACUGGGCAGCAUCGACGGGCGCAACAGAACCGGAUUUCGCUGAGGAAAAGAAGCAGAAGCAAGAUGAAAGUUCAGCGCUCCGCGUCGAAGGAGUUCCGGUAUUGGUUCCUGUCGGAAAUGGGCUGUCUUUGCGUGGUCUUGGAAGUCGCAACAAGCAGUUUUUCGAAGUUGACGGACCUACCUGGAGGGACUCACAGAUCACCGCCAGGUCUUUCCUCUGGCCUUCAUGGAUGGUUGGGUCCAAUCGAGAGCCCGCGAGUUGCUGGGCAGGGGGCGACAAAGGAGGCAGUGCAAACCACACAGGAAAGUGGGCUUGA
This is a messenger RNA of Glarea lozoyensis ATCC 20868, 405 nucleotides long. RefSeq lists its product as uncharacterized. Lineage: Eukaryota; Fungi; Ascomycota; Leotiomycetes; Helotiales; Helotiaceae. The coding region runs from base 1 to 405 and encodes 134 amino acids. The transcript has a single exon. The record is from RefSeq and is a predicted model, not a curated record.